Theobroma umbraticum is the source of this 788-nucleotide messenger RNA. RefSeq names its product protein GLUTAMINE DUMPER 5-like. Gene Ontology annotation, biological process: regulation of amino acid export. Lineage: Eukaryota; Viridiplantae; Streptophyta; Magnoliopsida; Malvales; Malvaceae. The record is from RefSeq and is a predicted model, not a curated record.
ACAAGUAGUAAGAGAUAAAGUUUUGCACAUCAAAAGAGAUGAGGCCUGCAAGCAACUCCACUGCAUCUGCAACUGGAGCCGGUUUCGGGCACUGGAACUCUCCCGUUCCUUACCUCUUUGGUGGCCUAGCACUCAUGCUAGGACUCAUUGCUUUUGCACUAGUCAUUCUAGCUUGUUCGUACAAAAACUCUCCAUCCAAUUCCGCUCAUGAUGAAGCUGAAGAAAAGCCUGCCAAGCAAGUGAGCAUGCAACUAGAAAUGGAGCCUAAGAUUGUUGUCAUCAUGGCUGGUGAUGAAAAUCCUACUUACCUGGCGAAGCCGGCCUCUUCCACUCGCCUUAGUGAACAAGUUUGAGAGAGUUACAUGAAGCUUAAAGGGAAAAACUUAAAGAAUAUCUUUUAUCUUUCAACCUUAAUUCCUUCAUCAUGGUUUUUUCCAUAUAAUUCUUUUUGUUGUGUUUGUUUUCUUUUUUCUAGUUCAGGUGUAGUUGCAGUUUUGCGGGAAUAUGUAUAUGUUGAUGAGCAUAUGAAAAAUGUUAAGCUCACCUUUUUUGUGGGUGUUUUACAAAUAAUCUUCAUUUGUUUCCUUUCCUUUCUUGUUAUUCUUUUUUUUUUUUUCUCAUUUUGUUUUUCUUUUCUGGUUGAGGGUUCAAGUAAGGAUAUAUACAUUGGAAAUUCGGAAUUGAUCCAUUAUGCAAAGGGGAAAAACAAAAACAGAACAAAGUAAAUAAAAAUGAAGAAAAAAUAUUGUUCUGUUUUAAGUUUAUAGCAUCCUUAAUUUUGUGGAUUA